UCUGGAUUCUUGGUGAUGCUUAUCCCUGAAGCCGGCCCGACAAGUGACCAAAUGUCCCCUCAAUGUGCACGCGGACACGGCAUUCCCCCAUCUCACACCCCUAAUUAGUCUCCAGCUUCUUUACACACUUCAAAGUAGAGAGCCAAUCAGAUCACUCGUUGCUCCGCUUGUUGAAGUAGGGGGCGUUCGCUGGAGGUGUUAAUUUGCCAAAAUUUGUCUUAUUUAUGGGAUAAUUUAGCUGCAUGCGCAACAUUGACAAAACUUUUUUUUACUCGUUUUGUACAAGUUUUAUCUAUUGAAUGUGCGAAAAGUUGGGUAGAUCCUAGAUGGAUAUCACGGGACCUCUGUCUGUUCGCGCGAACGCAUUCAGCAUCGCCUCCCUCAUGUCGGGACCUUUCUCUGACUCGGUCUUCAACUCGCUCGGAUAUCCCGGACCCUCGGGCCAAUACGGCGCUGAUUGUCUCGUGGAGUGGGGGAAUUGUGGGUAUCCCCCGGGUAUGAAGAGUAUGGAGGCCUGUCUUUUAAAUGCGGGGACCGGGAGACCGUUCUAUGAUUCUGCGAGGUACGAAUAUCAAGAUGUGAUAUCGAGAACUCACGGUGACAAUUCCGAAAACUGUGCCAAACAUUCCCAAGACUCGGACUUCUUAAAAGGUGAUCAGACGUGCAAAACAGGUGACUCUUGCUCGGAGAACUUACCUGACGAUAAAGGUGAGCUGUCCAAGAAACCCCUGCAUCCCAAACUUCUGAACGUGAGCGCGCACCUGGAGAUGAAGUCACUGUGGGACGAGUUUGAUGAGCUGGGGACGGAAAUGAUCGUCACCAAAGCCGGCAGGAGGAUGUUUCCGACGUUCCAGGUCCGUCUGUACGGUCUGGAUCACAUGGCGGACUACAUGGUGAUGAUGGACUUCGUCCCGUGUGACGACAAACGCUAUAGGUACUCCUUCCAUAGCUCCAGCUGGGUGGUGGCGGGCAAGGCCGACCCACACAUGCCCGGCAGAAUACACGUGCAUCCAGACUCACCCGCCAAAGGCUCGCAGUGGAUGAAGCAAGUGGUGUCGUUUGACAAAUUGAAACUCACAAAUAAUUUAAUGGACGACAACGGUCAUAUCAUCCUGAAUUCUAUGCACAAGUAUCAGCCUCGAUGUCAUGUUGUUUAUGUAAAUCCGAAAUCCGAAGACUGUUCCCUGACAGAAAACUUUAAGACGUACAUCUUCCCAGAGACGAAGUUCAUGGCGGUCACGGCGUAUCAGAACCAUCGGAUAACUCAGUUGAAAAUCGCCAGUAACCCGUUUGCCAAGGGUUUUCGAGACGUCGAUCCAAAUGAAUGUAUGGUGGACGUGAUCUCACAAUUAAACCCCUGUUCUCGACCUAGAAACCACAACAGACCCAGUUCCCUGGCGUACGUGAACGGGGGGUCAUCAAAACGCCGCACCUCCGAGGAAAAAGGAUCGGAAUCCGAGGACUCUUGUUUGUCUCCAAACAGCACCGCUUCCGGAAGUGGCGCGUCACCGCUGCGCCUUCCCACCAGACCGAACUACACCCAGGAUGGAUAUGCAUACACGCCUUACAGCCAUGAAACCUACAUGAUGGCUCCCAAAAGUCGAAUCUCCCCGUACACUCGGACCCUGGACUACCCCUCCUAUCACCACGCCCGGAUGAAGGAGUUUUACCAAGGCACGAACUCUUGUGGCUAUAAUUUCUGAAAGUGUAUGCAGUACCACAUGAUCAAUUGUCUCUCCCUUCGCUUGUUGACUGAAGUUUUGACUAUUUGUGAAUCAACCAUGACAUUUUUCUUUUGUAGAUUUUAUUUGUUAAUAAAUAUUUAUCUUGUUUUACCUUUCUUAA
Messenger RNA from Magallana angulata, 1845 nucleotides. RefSeq names its product T-box transcription factor TBX1-like. The transcript has 7 exons. Gene Ontology annotation, molecular function: RNA polymerase II cis-regulatory region sequence-specific DNA binding; DNA-binding transcription factor activity, RNA polymerase II-specific. Bases 327 to 1703 code for a protein of 458 amino acids. Gene Ontology annotation, cellular component: nucleus. Gene Ontology annotation, biological process: cell fate specification; regulation of transcription by RNA polymerase II; positive regulation of DNA-templated transcription. Lineage: Eukaryota; Metazoa; Mollusca; Bivalvia; Ostreida; Ostreidae. The record is from RefSeq and is a predicted model, not a curated record.